This is a messenger RNA of Alligator mississippiensis (American alligator), 7411 nucleotides long. RefSeq names its product cadherin related family member 1 (gene CDHR1). Lineage: Eukaryota; Metazoa; Chordata; Crocodylia; Alligatoridae. Gene Ontology annotation, molecular function: calcium ion binding; cadherin binding. The coding region runs from base 191 to 2794 and encodes 867 amino acids. Gene Ontology annotation, cellular component: catenin complex; adherens junction; plasma membrane. Gene Ontology annotation, biological process: adherens junction organization; cell-cell junction assembly; cell morphogenesis. The transcript is spliced from 17 exons. The record is from RefSeq and is a predicted model, not a curated record.
CUUCUUUAAAUUCCUCAGAAAUUAAGACGUGUCAUCCGCUUAACAUCUUAACAUCUGUUCCUGCCUCUCACAUUUCAUCACCGCACCAGUCUGAAGGACACUUUCAGUCCCUUCAGACAGGAAAAAAAAACCCAAACCAAACCAAAACAAACCUUCAAACAGAGAAGAAACUAGCCCUUUCUUCAGUGGGAUGAAGCAUAUAAGGCAUUUCACUCCAUUCUUCGUUCUCUGUUUGGUGCAUGUUUGCCUGGUUCAUGCAAAUUAUGCCCCCUAUUUCUUUGAUAAUGGACCAAGCAGCACAAAUGGGAACAUGGCACUUCUCAGCCUUUCAGAGGACACAUCUGUUGGUACACAUGUGUACACUCUGAAUGGAACUGACCCAGAAGGAGAUCCUGUAACCUAUGGAAUUAAAUUUGAAGCAGGGUUAAGAAGAUACUUUGCCAUUGAUGUGAAUUUUGGGAAUGUCACAUUGAUUGAAGAACUUGAUAGAGAGAAAGAAGAUGAAAUCGAAGUAAUAGUCAGUAUUUCAGAUGGCAUAAAUACAGUUGAUGAAAAAGUCAGAAUCCUUGUAACAGAUGCCAAUGAUGAGAGCCCUGAGUUCAUCAACACACCUUACAUAGUCCAUGUCCCAGAGGACACUCCCUCAGGGAGCAGCAUCCUCAAGACUGAAGCAGUGGACAGAGAUACAGGUUCUGGAGGAAGCAUCAACUACUUUUUACAGAACAUCCAUACUAAUAAAUUUACAAUUGACCGGCACAGUGGUGUUCUUCGCAUUAAAAGAGGGGUCACCCUGGACUAUGAAAAAUCAAGGACUCAUUUUGUUACCGUUGUUGCAAAGGAUGGUGGUGGGAAGCUCCGGGGAAACAACAAGGUGUUUUCAGCAACAACUACAGUCACUAUCAAUGUAGAAGAUGUUCAGGAUACCCCUCCCAUGUUCAUUGGGACUCCAUACUAUGGAUAUGUCUAUGAGGAUACCCUGGCUGGCUCUGAGGUACUAACAGUUAUUGCUCUUGACGGUGACAGAGGAAAGCCUAACAAUAUUCAUUACAGUCUUGUGAAUGGAAGUGAAAGCUCAUUUGACAUCAAUAAUGCAACUGGAGCCAUUUCUGUUAUAAAAAGUCCUAACCAACUGAAGAAAGAGGUGUAUGAGCUAAAAGUUCAGGCAUCAGAACUCAGCAUGGAGGGCAAUGCGUCAGUGUAUGCUUUAGCCACAGUGAUUAUAAGAAUUGUUGACCUCAACAAUCAUCCACCAACAUUCUAUGGAGAAAAUGGGCCCCAGAACCGGUUUGAACUGACUAUGUAUGAACACCCGCCAGAGGGUGAGAUCCUGAGGGGGCUGAAAAUUACAGUCAAUGAUUCAGAUCAGGGGGCAAAUGCUAAAUUCAACCUCAGACUUGUUGGACCUGGUGGCAUAUUCAGAGUCGUUCCCCAAACUGUCCUGAAUGAAGCUCAAGUUACCAUAAUAGUGGAAAACUCUGCAACCAUAGACUAUGAGCAGUUUCAGGUGUUAUCCUUUAAGCUUCUUGCUAUAGAGGUGAACACUCCCGAGAAGUUCAGCUCAACAGCGGAUAUAGUGAUACGUCUGUUGGACACCAAUGACAAUGUCCCAAAGUUCUCAUCUGACUAUUAUAUUGCCAGGAUCCCUGAGAAUUCCCCAGGAGGUUCCAAUGUAGUGGCUGUAACCGCUACAGACCCAGAUUCAGGACUUUGGGGAGAAGUCAAAUACUCCAUAUAUGGAACAGGCACUGAUCUAUUUCUGAUCCACCCAUCAACAGGUAUUAUUUAUACCCAGCCAUGGGCUGUAUUAGAUGCUGAAGUCAGCUCAAAGUACAACUUCUAUGUAAAGGCAGAAGACACAGAGGGGAAGUACAGCUUGGCUGAGGUAUUUAUUACGGUGCUAGAUGUCAAUGAUCACCCACCAGAAUUCAAUGAGAACAUCCAGGAAAAGACUAUGAUCAUUGGGUCACCAGUGAAGAUAGAGGCUGUAGAUCAAGAUGCAGAAGAACCCAACAACAUUGUGGACUACUCUAUUAUGCAAGCGGAUCCAGCCAAUGUAUUUGACAUAGACCAAAGCACUGGGGAGAUAAAGCUGAAGUCAUAUAUCAGAUCCCUGGAUAUCAUCCACAACAUCACAAAGAACAAAGACUGUAUAUGGUCCCUGAUAGUACAAGCCAAAGACCGGGGUUCCCCUUCAUUUAGCACUACUGCAGUACUGAAGAUUGAUAUCACAGAGGAGACUCUUCACAAAGGGCCUAUGGCAGCCUUUUUGAUGCAAACUAAAGAUAACCCCAUGAAAGCCUUAGGAGUGCUAGCUGGUGUCAUGGGCAUAAUGGUGAUGAUCACAAUCAUAAUCUCUACUGUCAUGUUCUGGCGCAAUAAGAGGUCCAACAAAAUCAUGCCGGUAAGACGGAUCAUAAGAAAGAGACAGACGCAUCAGACUAGGGCGGUUAGGAUGGAGUGGCUGAAAUUCAAAAGGCCCAGCAUCAUUGCAGAGAAGUUUGCCAUUGAAGAAGACACAAAUAGCCUGAAGAAUGAAAACAGCAACAAUAACAUCCAAAUUCCUUCUCUACUGCCUAGUGCCCCAAGCCCACCCCCACCGCCAAUCCCACUUCUAGCACCUAAGAAGAACAGCACUGAAUGGAGCGUGCCCACAGUAUCAGGUUCCCUGACUCCCACGUUUAUAAACAAGCAAUUGAAAAAGAAGGGUCACAGCAGUGCCCACAAUGCCCUAGUGUCAGAGCUGAAACAGAAGUUUGAAAAAAGGAAUGCAGGCAGCAAAAACCAUCACCUCUAAUGAAUCCUCAUCCACCAUACAGGAGGAUUGCAUAUCACUACAGUGCAUGUAUAUAGUUACUUGGUGUGAUUAAUCUUUCCAAGUUCUAUCAAUACACAAGGAACUGCACCCCAAGCUACAAUCAUUGGUUACUUUGUGCAAGUAUUACACCCUAAUCUAUUUUGCAAUUGAAUUAUUUCGUCUAUAGCAUAUAAUGAAAUUGGUAUCAAGUCAUUUCCUAGAACUUCACCCAGAUUUUUUUAUAAAUGGUGGUUUCCUCCUAAGGUGCUAAUUGUCCUUGUCUUUAGGCUAAAGUUUUCAGAAGUGGCCAGUGAUUUAUGAUGUUGCAGUUUUGGGAGUUUCCAAUGUAAACUUCUUUCCAGAGAUUUGUUUUUUAAGGGUGCCAUUCACCUAAAAUUCCAGUUGAUGUUCAUUCUUAUCCAUUACAUAAAACAGAUCCAAGGUGCCUACAAUUGGGCAAUUAAAAUUACAGGACACUUUUGUAAAUAUUGCCAUUAUUGUACAAACAGCAGUGUAACAACUAUAAGGGGUUAUUUGCUAAAGCAGAUACAUUGUGAUUCUCCAAGUAGGUAGAUCAUAAUGGGUUCUUGUGUUCAGAGGUGGUUUGCUCUUAUGUUUUGCAACAGCUUGUGUGCUUAGGACCUAAGUAUCUUUGAUUCCAAGUGCAAAGCACAGAAACUUAGAAAAGUUUUGCAUUGUCAUGCAGUUUAUGCUGGCUUUUGUCAGAGUACAUUUAAUGUGCUGCUUUCCUCCAUUACCAAACCAUGAAUGCCUGCCAAGAAGAACAGAAAAAGCUUACUUAUUCUUUUUCAAACAUAGCUGGUGUGGGCCCAUAUGUAAUAAUUGCAACACCAUCACAAGGUGGAGCUAACAGUCCCUUCAGAUAACACAUCUGCCAACAGUGGAGAAUAAAGGAGGAGAAUAAACCUUUAAAAUUGAGGGGAAAAUGCUCCUGAAAAAAUGAGAGCAGAAUCUUGGAAGCAGGAUACACCAGGCAGACAAGAUGGUGUCUGAAAUAAUUGGGAUGUGGAGAUGGUUGUUAAAGAAAAUGAUUUUUUCAUUUAAAUUUCCAUUUUAAUCCUAAAAUAUUAGAGUUAUGCUAUGCUAUGCAUUGCUAGUGUUUGCAACUUAGUGUUUUUUUUACUGUACUUUGUAGCGUGGCAAUAAUAGUAGUAUUGGGCAUUGAUAUGUGUUUCACAUGGUCUACCAUAGGGUCCUCUUCUGCCAUUAUUGUUAAACAAAAUCUCUCUUAUUUGUUCUGAGGUAGAUAAUACAAAUUAACAAGCAAGUGAGUAAAAUGCUUCUUUGCAUCUCAUGGAAUAAGGCAUUGGAAGAAAUUUAAAGCUUGACUCGCUGAUACAGUCUGGCCUAUUUAUACCACACAAGCAAAGCAAACAAUUGAAGUCUGGUUUAACUAGCUAGGUAAGCCAGGUUAAGAGCUGCUUUGCAUGCCACAGAAUAGGCCCCCUUGUUUCCUUGGGGACAAGGAGAAAGUGAACCUUUUAAAAUGUCAUCCUCUGGAAGAGCCACUGUGCUGUGGUACUUCAGUGUUUAUAACAUUGCCCUUCUACAUGUGCGGGUAGAGGUAUGAUGGGAUGUAAUGCACAAUCCACACAAAUCCUGCCAUAAAACAUACGCAAGGCAGGAGGCAUGAUUGUGGGAUCGUGCAUUAGAUCUGAUAGCGCCUUAUUGCUAAUGCAGGGGGAGCCCAAUCCCAGGCUUCCCUGCACUGGCAAGAAACAAGUUCCUGUGGCUGGAUGCCCCCUUAGUUGAGGAGCUCUUAGCCAUGGGACAUUCAUGCACCCCCAAAACUAGGAGAUCACAGCAGCUGCAAUCCACCCAGCCCAUCUGGGUCACAGCUGCGGGACUCUGGGUCCCUGUGCUGCCAAGAUCCAGAGUCAGCAGCUGCUGGGACUGAGAGUCCCUCAGCUGUGGGACAUGCAGCCCUGGCUAGGCAUGGUGCACCACUGCAGUUGGGACCCUGUUUUAUGUGCAAAUUGAACCUCAGUAGCAACUAGCUAUAAAGUUAGUACACACUUUUGAGGUCUAACUUCAUAACUGAUUGGAACUUUCAUGCCAGGAUAGCUACUUUGCAGGUAUAGCUGGUCUCAAAGGUAAUUGUACAAUUAACCAGUUAAUUAUGCAAUAUCUGUAACAUGUAGAGGGAGCUAUUGUGUCAACACAUUGUUGCACCCUGUUGCCCUCUGGAAUACGUUAGCUCCCCGAAUAUUUUAGGCUUCUCUUAACAUCUUUGAGGAGUGUAGGACUGUGCCAUGAAAUUGAGGAAGAGAAACAAAAACUAAACACUUGGGAUGUAAAGUAUUCCAGAUCAUCAGCUUUCCUUUGGAAUGUUUCUUUAGUUGAUUAUGUUAUUUCUGACUCUUAUCUACAGAUUAUUUGAUUGGGCUGAUAGUUAAAGGGAAACCAAUCAUAUACCCUUAAUCAUGUGACUCCCUCAGGGAAGGUAAGAUCUUGUGCUGUCUUCACUGGAGCAAUGAUGAUGCCACUCUGCUACUGAUUCAGUAGAGGGUGGCAUAUAACAUCAUGAUUCUCUGUUCCUUUCUUCUCAUCUGCCUACAUCUUUCCCACACUAUUAAUCCUAUAUCUCAUCUUAAGCAUCCAAGCUACAGAAGCUCCCAAAAAUAAUUGGGAUGAGGUCUCUGAACCAAAACCUCAACUAAUUAUUAAAAGACAUGGAAAAUAUGAGACGAUCACAUGUUGCUGAUGAGCAGUGAUACAGGAAUUAUCAUGGAAUAGUUAAUAUUCAAAAGAGUAUUCCUACACCCUGCAUAUUUUUAAGUCUUUUUGAAUGUUUAAGUCUCCUUUUCUGCACCACUUUGACAUCUCACCAUCUAAUCAGACCAUUGUAAAACAACCAUUUGAAAUCAGUCAGCUGCAUUGUGUGUGUGUGUUUCUCUCUCUCUGACACUACAAAAGAAAAUAUGAUGGCAGGUCCUGUAGACAGAGCUCUGAAUGAUAGAUGUGUGGACUAAUGAGAGAAAGCAGUGGAACAGUACUACCUUUUCAAUUACAGUAUGUGGCUCUUUAAAAAAUCAUAUUGGCCACUCCUUUCAACUUUAUAUAUGCAUUAGCCCUGAUUUUCAUUUGUCUAUACCAGUUUUAUACAAACGUGACUCAUGGUGUCCCAUCCAUUCUAUGAAAUCUCAAUCCAUUUUCUAUGUCUACUGUCUUUUUUUUCUGUCCUUAAAAAGAUAAGAGGAAACAGUGUUAUACACUUUAAACUUGGAAGCAAGUUGCCUUUCCAAAGGGACAGAGGACAGAUAAUAUAUAUAUUUAUUGGUCAGAAAUUGCACAGAGACAUACAUUGUAGUCUGGAGAGUAUUAUUUGUACUAUGGACCUGAUGCCUCAUUACAGUAUGCUAGAGUAAUACUAACCUAAAACUGGUGUAACUGAGUAGAGACUCAAUCCCUAUCUAUUUGCAGGCGAGAGCAAUUUCUUCCUAUCUACUUGCAAAAGCAUUGUUUACAAGAACAAGCGUACUGAUCACUGAAUCUAUUUCUUUUUCUUUUUUGUAGUCUCAUGUGUAAGGAAAACGGGGCAAUGUAUAAGAGACCUCCAAAGUACCGAGUGAUACAAUUAGUGUUUUUUACAUAGGAAAUGAAUGAAUAAAUAAAAUAUUAAGUAGAACUAUGCAAGUUGUUGAGAGUGGGGAAAAUGUGACCUAUUAUCAUUAUUAUGAUCAUCUCUAUUAAUAGCAAUAAUCAAUGAUGAUGAUUAUUGUUAUUAUUACUACUGAUUAUUCUGUGUAGUUCCAAUUAACAGCAUUAUAGGAGUUUUGGAAAGUGAAAGAGAGAAAAGAGGCUCGAAGUGCAAAUUACUGUUGAGACAUAGCACAAAACAAAACUGGUGAAAUUCUCUUUGCUUCUCUGCAGCAAGGUUUGAAUUUUUCCAUACGGCCCUUACUAUUUGCCUAGAUGCUGCUACCACCCUUCCCACUAUUUCCUUUUGUUUCCUCACAUGGAUUUUACUGCAUUUUGGAGCUGAUUUAUUUGCUGUUAUUCUCAGCAGGAAUGACUAAACCACAGAGCCCAGCUCCUCUGCUUAUGUAAGUCAGCAUUGCUUCAUUGGAGCAAAUUACAGUGGCUCAACUUCCUCAGGAAACAGUUUACAAAAUCACCAUCAGCUGCAUUUGCACAGCUCUGCUCCAGACCAUCUAGGUAAUGCAUGACUUCACAGGGAGAAGUACUUUAUUUGUAAGGUACAGGAGUGGCCAUGAUCAUCUGCUGUAAUGAUUUCUAUGUAGGACAUUUGUUUAAUUUGUUACUAUUUGUGACUAUUUGUUACUAUUUGUUCAUACACCGUUUCAUGAGGUUCCAAAUGCUUGUAACCUUAUCUGUACUACUGUUUUCCUGAUGUCAUAUUUAAGCCAGUAUUUAAUGUUCAUUCUUAUAUAAUGGGAACCUGAAAGGACUGUUAAUUUAAUUAGAUUUAACAAUAAUUGUGAUAAUAGUAUUUUUAAAAUUGUUUAAAUGAGGGGAGGGAAGAUGUUUUAUUAUAUAUUGUAAGACUUCAUUUUCCAGUGGAUACAGCUAUUGUUUCCUAUUAUGCUGUAUUCCAACUGAUUUUUUUUUUAUUAAUAAAAUCUGUUAAAGGUA